GGACAGAGGGAGUGAGAGAGAGAGAGAGAGAGAGGACAAAGGAGAGGAUCGCAACAGAAGAGAAUCACUUUCAUCGGUGCCUUUUUUUUCUGUCUGAGACUUUCUGGACGGCCUUUCACGAACCAAAAUCGUGAGCACUGACUGUUCAGCUCCACAGUCACCGGAGCCACAGACACCGGAGUCACAGUCACAGACACCGGAGCCACAGCGGAUAUGAGGCAAACGGUGAAUUGUCUUCUGCGUUUCUCUGUUAUUGUCACUCAGUGUUACCAAUAGAGAGAGAGAGAGAGACGUACAAAAGGACAGUGAGAAUAAUUCAACAACAACAACAACAACCGCUCCGCCAUCCAUGUUCCCGGUCGGGGGCUGAGCUCCAGUUGAAAGAUGGACGUGAGGUUUUACCCCUGUGCCCCCUGUGCCCCCUGUACCCCCUCCUGUGCCCCCUGUGCCCCCGCGGCGGUGGGGGAUCUCGGCGCCGCCUCCUGUCUGGAGCAUUACUACUGCAAUAAGUUUGAAGGGGACAACAUGUAUAUGAGUCUCACAGAUGCCAAUCAGGACUAUCUGCCUGCCAACCAGUCCUUUGCUGGCCAGGGACUGGGCGAUGAAGACUAUGAGAUUCCUCCCAUCACGCCACCUAAUCUUGGAGACCCAUCAUUUCUUCAUCUGAUGGACCCCAACACCAGCUACCAUUCCCUGUGCCAUCCCAUGCCCUCCAAUGGCUUCCUGCCUCAGUACUCUUACCCAGGAAUGGACUUUCCGACAAUCAUGCUGAGCCAGGACGGGCAUCUGCUGUCCAGCCACCUCCCUGUGAUGCAUGAAAUGGGUCAACCACAUGGUCACCAAUACGACUCGGGACCUCACCCAUCAAUGGUCAGUCGGUCAGGAAUAAUGCCAUCAAGGCACGCCAUGAGCUACUCACAGCUGAAUGCUCGAGUCCUGAGCAUGGGUAGGAGUGCUCUCACUCAUGGCUCUCCCUCACCUCCAGGAAGCACAUCAGCCACCCCCUCACCCUCCAGCUCAGCACAUGAAGAGGAGCCCGACCCCCUGUCCAAGAUCAGCACAGAGAAGAGGCCAUCGACGGACUUGGGCAAGAAAACAAAGACACAGAAGAAAAAGAAGAAGAAGGACCCUAACGAGCCCCAGAAGCCGGUGUCUGCCUACGCCCUGUUCUUCCGAGACACACAGGCAGCUAUCAAAGGCCAAAACCCCAACGCUACCUUUGGUGACGUUUCCAAAAUUGUUGCUUCAAUGUGGGAUGGUCUUGGAGAGGAGCAGAAGCAGGCAUACAAAAAGAAGACUGAGGCUGCAAAGAAGGAAUACCUGAAGGCUCUCGCUGCGUAUAGAGCCAGCUUAGUAUCCAAGAGCUACAGUGACCAAGUGGACACAAAGGGUGGGCCAACGUCUCAGCAAUCGCACAUGAUGGCACCAAAACAGUCACUGUACUCCAUGCCUCAGGGCUCCUCACCUUAUAUUGGACCAAACUCCUUUCUCCCUCAGACAGAUCUGCAGACGUAUUCUGACCCCUCUCACCACAACCUCUCCAGAAACCUCCCGGCCAAGUCAAUGAUGUCACCGUUGAGUGCCUCUCCACCUCCUCUCCAGAUCAGCCCUCCCAUCCACCAGCAGCUCUCCCUCCACCAGCAGCUCCACCAGCAGAGCUCCAUCCUCAGCCAGCCUAUCCCCAUGCAGAACCAGCCAAUCAUCUCCAGCCAGAUGCCACUGCAGGUCCCAUCUCAGCUUCACUCCCCACCAGGCCAGCAGGGUUAUGCUCACAUGUCAUCAGAGUAUCAAAGCCCGAUUGCCCAAUCGCCUGCUGCCGGCGGCUCCAAUCAUUCCGUGCCAAGCACUGAGUGGGACACUGAAUACUGCAGCAGCGAGUGUGGCCUCAACCACUGCAACCGCUGCAGAAUGAUCCCCAGGGAGAAACCACUCUACCUCACCUGAAUCCAAGACAUCAUUUCCUCUACAAGGACAACACCCAGAAAGUGACCAAACCAUUGGAUGCCCCACACAUUGGCAAUGCUGUGGAAUGUAGCCCAGGCAGCCGUCAAGCACUUAGAAACACAGGCCUGCACCCUGCCUGUCAGAGCACUUACCUUCCCUUAGGAUUCUAACCCUCUGUCUGUUCAACAUAAAAAUAAAAAUGAUAAAAAGGGGCAAUUUAGCUCUUGUUAAAUGAAGGAGAAUAUUCUGCUUGCCACAAGCUUUGCUCUCAACUGCUACCAUAGUGACUGCUUUUGUGGUUGGUUGAUUCAGGACUUUCAGCCUAGUGUUUGUGGUCUUACCUUUAAGGGAUUAUUAUGAUUUCCCCCUUUACUCCCCCACUCCCCACCCUCCCCAACCCUCUCCACCUCACUUCUAAACUGUGCAGAAAGACUGAGUUCACAGCCCACUUUGAUGAUGAAGGGAUCUGUGGAUCUUAUUGAGAAGCCCUUUUGAUUGAUGAUUUCUGAGGACUUGAAAAUUCCAAAUGGUGCAGACGUUUAACACGGUCUAAAUGUGAAGCGUCGAGAAAGCAUAUAUUUGAUUCCUUGUUUUUCAGUAGAUUUACUAAAUGUCCUAGAUGUGAUGAACAAUUACAGAAGCUUGUGUGUGGAAAAUUUAUUCUGUGAUUUUACUUUAUAAAAAAGAAGCUUUUUUUUGUAUCGGGAAUUUUACUGUAGCAAAAUGUCUGAUCGCUUGUUAGAGAAAAGUUAACAUUUGUGUAUAAAAUGCCAAAUGUUUUUUUGUUGUUUUUGUUAAAACACCAGGAAUUAGGACCUUUUAUAGAUGCAUUCUCGUAGCUUUUUAAUAUUAAUUUUCUGCCAUUUGUCCAUUUAUUUAAUUUUUUGAUUGACACUGUUUAGUCUAUUUAAAAAAAAUUAAAGUGCAUCAGACAUUGUUGAUGUUCUUAACAGGAAGGUGAGCUUUAUACAGAUUUUUAAAGUGUGUUUCUGUCACCAGCAGUCAGUCAGCCUUUGAGUUCAUAUGCUUUAUGUUUUGAUUUAUUUUCCCUCCUCCCAUCAGUAAUAAAGUCAUUUUAUAUUCAA
This is a messenger RNA of Callorhinchus milii (elephant shark), 3029 nucleotides long. RefSeq names its product TOX high mobility group box family member 2 (gene tox2). Gene Ontology annotation, biological process: regulation of transcription by RNA polymerase II. Gene Ontology annotation, molecular function: chromatin DNA binding. The transcript is spliced from 9 exons. The record is from RefSeq and is a predicted model, not a curated record. Bases 385 to 1944 code for a protein of 519 amino acids. Lineage: Eukaryota; Metazoa; Chordata; Chondrichthyes; Chimaeriformes; Callorhinchidae. Gene Ontology annotation, cellular component: nucleus.